Prorocentrum cordatum is the source of this 599-nucleotide messenger RNA. The record is from the annotation of a GenBank genome assembly. Lineage: Eukaryota; Dinophyceae; Prorocentrales; Prorocentraceae.
GCAACGGCAAAGGCACUCGCGUCACAGGCAAGGGCAAGGACGCAGCGGCCACUCAGGCCACAGAGGGUGCCGACUCAGACGGCAAGAGGAUUGUUCAACCCGAGGUGCUCGUCAAUACCUACCAGCAGAUGGACCCGACUGUCAUGCCAGACGUGGCCACCAAGCUGCAGCAGGCAAGGGCCGACUUGGUGGCGGCUCGAGCCACGCAAGCGGCCAACCUGCCGCCAGCGCAGCGCAUGGCGCGGUGCCACACGCGGGUGCAGCGGGCGGCCGAGAAGGUCGACAAGAUCAAGAUGCAUAUUGCAGAAUUGUACAAGGUCAAGGAGGAGCUGCACGCGCAGCUCGAAGCCAACGACAAGGCCAUGCAAGAGCAGCAGCAGAGGCUCGAGCAGGCCCAGGAGGAUCAGCAGCGCGAAGAGCAGGAUGCCAAGACGGUCUGGGUGGACACGGCGCCAGAUGAAGGUCCAGGCUCCCUCGCGGAGUUCCCCGAGGCAUCCAAGGCCAAGAUCGCCGAGGCCGCGACGAAGUUCGCUGGCAACGCCGAGUUCCAGACGUUCAUUGAGGAGAUGUCCAACAUGGUGGGAGCGCUGCCGGAGAAA